UUCUCUCUCUUAACCUAAAGCUUGUCAGUCUUCUGAUAUGAUCAUUUGUGUGUUUAACUGCAAUAUUUGUAUUAUUAUAUUAUGUUAUAAAAAUACAGUAUUAGUAUAGUUACAUUAUAUAUAGUAUUUGUAUGUGUGUGUUUUAGCCCAGGCUGGGUGAUUCUCAUGAAACUAAGCUUGAACCAUGUUAAUGAGUAUUUCUAUGUAAAAAUCAUUAUAAAAAUUCUAAUCAUUAUAAAUUUCUAAACUUGAACACAAUAGAUAUACUUGUGCUUUAUUGUGCACAUAAAGAUUACAAAGGGUUUAUUUUAGAUUUACAAAGAAUUUUCAAGUUCUAGCUUAAAAAUGAGGACCAUAAAUGUAGUAUAAACAAAAUAAUCAUUUACAAUAACAGUGAAUAUUUCUCUAAUGUGCACACUUUUGGACUAAAUGUUCAUUGGUUGUUGUUCACUGAAGCCUUCUAGAGAGACAAAUCAGCUGGAGUUUACACCACUGUAUAGGCACAGUAUGUGAAUCUUUAUAACAGUUUCAUUUUCGUGACUCAUUUUGAUGUUAUGAAAUGUUGACAAAUUAAGAAAUUACUGUUGUAGUAAAAUUUCUAUUGGUAAACAGUGGCCAAAUAUUGAAGCUGGAGUAUUAAACCUUUCUUAUGAUGUACUAUAGUUUGUCACAACCAAGAAGUGCAUAGUGAUAACAUGCAGUAAAUGUAAACAAUACAGAUCAUAAGGCCACCAGCGAUUUUUGCGUGAGAAUGGUUCAUGUUUUUGUAUCUUAUCAAUGCUUCACUCGCCUGCUACAAUAAUGUAAUGCAUUUUAAUUAUCUGAAUUAUUACAUUUAUAAUAUAUACAUUAUACUGUAGUUCUAAUUAUUUAAAUAUAACUAUAAUUAUUUAUCAUUAUAUAUUGAAUUAUUAUUAUUUGAGGGUCUUUCUCAGCAAAUAUUUAUGUAUGCGAUUAACUGAGAUUAAUUUGAUUAAUUAAUUGGCAUAUAAUGUAAUUCAUUUGUAAAAAAUUUAAUAAAUUGACAGCCCUACUUAAAAUAUUAAACUUCCCACUUCACCAUUCCUAUUGCUCAAAUGGCCUGACCUGACAAUAUCAGCCCACAAGUAGACCGGCCCACUGGGAAAAGUCCUGUAGCUCUCUAAGGCCAGUCCUUCCCUGACUAAAGGACAAUACACAAUACAUGGGCGGAAAACAACAACAACAACCUUUCUUUUCUGCUGUAUUUCAGUGGAACGAAGUCAACUUCUAAUGUUUUCUUUAUCCUAUUAAUUAUGUACUUAUUUUACCUGUGGUAAAACCUACAAAUUAAAUCUACUGCAGACAUAUAUGUUUACAACCUAUGUGUGAUUCAAAUGCGUCCCCUCACAUCUUUGCAAGAUUGCUUGUAUAAACUGCACACUGCAAAUAUAUUCCACUAUAAUCUUAAAACAAGAUAUAUUUACUUUACAAGCAAAAUGGCAUGAGAUAUUAAGUCUUGUUUUCAGAGAAAUCUGACAUAAUUUAGUGAACUUUAUGCUUAAAACAAGAAAAAAUCUGCCAGUGGGUUAAGUUUUCCCUUAAAUUUAGUUAGAUUUCUCUGAAAACAAGACAAACUAUCUUAUGCCAUUUUGCUUGUCAAGAAAAUGUAUCUUGUUUAAUGUUUAGAUUUAUGUAUAUAUAAAAUACUAAUUAAGAAAAUAUUUUUUUUGGCAGUUUUACCUUCUUUUAUUCAAUUGGCUGGAGAAAACAACUUGUACUUGACUCGAAACACAACAACUUUUAGGCAUGUUUUUCUUUCUAAAAAUAACCAUAUUUAUUGGACACGCCUCUUAAUUUCCCCCAUAGAAAUAUAUGGAUGUCUAGUAACCAGGUUUCGUUUCCCCCACGUAUAGCCAGUCCCUCCCUUGCCUACUGUCUGUACCUGCCUUCUUGCAGUUAUUACCUCAUCUCUGUUAUUUGAACCUGAGAACCUGACAGUGGUUUCCUCUCCUUCUGACCUAAUAAAAAAUGGGAUUCCACAAAAGGAUUCUGAGAAUAUUCUCCAUCCUUUCUGUGAGUAUCAUAGUCUCUCUCCUCUUACUGAACUCUUCAAGGAAAAAUUGCCCUCAAAAGGCAGAACCAGACUUGAAUCACUUACUAAAGCAGGAUGUUGGAGAACUAAAGGCUUGCUCUGCAAUUUUACAAGGAGACAUGGAUGGAGUGGACAACGAAAUCUUCAGGAAGCUCCUGGCCUCCAAGAAUAGAACAUCCCUGCUAUUAGAAUCAUUAUAUCUUAAUUCAACCAAGAACUGUCAAUCCUACAUCAGAGACAGAGGGUUUCUGACAGUUCCUCUCAGUAAGGAGGAGAAAGAUUUCCCUAUUGCCUAUUCCAUGGUGAUCCAUGAGAAGAUUGAGAUAUUUGAAAGGCUACUGAGAGCCAUUUACACUCCUCAGAAUGUGUACUGCAUUCAUGUGGACCAGAAGUCUCCUGAGAUCUUUAAAGAAGCAGUUAGGGCCAUAGUGUCUUGCCUGCCUAACGUGUUUGUGGCCAGCAAAUUGGAAAGAGUGGUCUACGCCUCCUGGUCUCGAGUUCAAGCGGACAUCAACUGCAUGCAGGAUCUGCUCAAGUCACCUGUCCAGUGGAGAUAUCUGCUCAACACCUGUGGCUCUGAUUUUCCCAUUAAAACCAAUGCAGAAAUGGUGUGGUCUUUAAAACAUCUGAAUGGGAAGAACAGUAUGGAGUCUGAGGCCACAAAUGAUUACAAAAAAAGGCGCUGGCAGUAUCAUCACAAUGUUACAGACAUUGUGAUUGAAACCGAUGUUAAAAAGUCACCUCCACCAAUAAAGUCCCCCAUGUUUUCAGGAAGUGCUUACUUUGUAGUUUCAAGAGAGUUUGUGGACCACUUCUUCAAAAGCAAAGAGAUUCAGGAUUUCAUGGAAUGGGAGAAAGACACGUACAGUCCAGAUGAGCACAUGUGGGCUACAUUACAGAGGAUGCCAUCAGUGCCGGGAUCAAACCCUCCCAACAGCAAGUACGAGCAAUCGGACAUGAAUGCAAUUGUUCGUCUGGUAAAAUGGAGCUACCUUGAAGGGGAUCUAAAAAAUGGGGCUCCCUACUCACCAUGCACUGGGGAACAUAGACGGGCAGUAUGUGUGUAUGGAGCUGGGGACUUGAAAUGGAUUGUGAGGCAACACCAUCUCUUAGCAAACAAGUUUGACCCAGAAGUAGACGACAUCGCAAUCAAAUGCAUAGAGGCUUUUUUAAAGUACAAAGCUAUUUAUGGUGGGAGAGAGCAGUGUGUAUUGUAGAUGCAAUGGCAUCAUCAGUGGAGCGGUUGUUGCGGUAAGCAAACUGCAGCGGGUCAAGAUUGAGUGGCAAGACAGAGCAGAUGUAAUCUCUGAUUAGUCUCUCAAAGCAUUUGCUGAUGAUGGGUGUCAGAGCAACAGGACGCCAGUCAUUUAAACAAGUUAUUUUUGAUUGUUUUGGAACAGGCACAAUGGUGGAUGUUUUAAAGCAUGUGGGGACUACAGACAAAGAGAGGGAAAGGUUGAAAAUGUCCGUAAAAACCUCAUCUCUGUUAUUUGAACCUGAGAGGCUGUUUUAAAUCUCACAGACAGUGGUUUCCUCUCCUUCUGACCUAAUAAAAAAUGGGAUUUCACAAAAGGAUUCUGAGAAUAUUCUCCAUCCUUUCUGUGAGUAUCACCAUCUCUCUCCUCUUACUGAACUCUUCAAGGAAAAAAUUGCCCUCAAAAUGCAGAACUGGACUUAAAUCACUUACUAAAGCAGGAUGUUGGAGAACUAAAGGCUUGCUCUGCAAUUGUUCAAGGAGACAUGGAUGGAGUGGACAACGAAAUCUUCAGGAAGCUCCUGGCCUCCAAGAAAAGAACAUCACUGCUAUUAGAAUCAUUCUAUCUUAAUUCAACCAAGAACUGUCAAUCCUACAUCAGAGACAGUGUUUGUGUUUGUGGCCAGCAAAAUGGAGAGUGUGGCCUAGGCCUCCUGGUCUCGAGUUCAAGCGGACAUCAACUAUAC
Myxocyprinus asiaticus (Chinese sucker) is the source of this 3994-nucleotide messenger RNA. Its product is annotated as beta-1,3-galactosyl-O-glycosyl-glycoprotein beta-1,6-N-acetylglucosaminyltransferase 3-like. Gene Ontology annotation, cellular component: membrane. Gene Ontology annotation, molecular function: acetylglucosaminyltransferase activity. The coding region runs from base 1990 to 3270 and encodes 426 amino acids. The transcript is spliced from 2 exons. The record is from RefSeq and is a predicted model, not a curated record. Lineage: Eukaryota; Metazoa; Chordata; Actinopteri; Cypriniformes; Catostomidae.